AUGAAGACCUCAAUCAUCAACGCCAUCAUCGUCGGGUUUGUUGCCGGUAUCAAAGUCGCCGAGGCAUGCGGCGGCAACUACGACAACUGCCGCUGCACUAUGGCUGAUGGCAGCAUCGCCAACGAAAUCACAGGGGCAGCAUGCCGUGCAUACAAUGCAGGAGCCAAACUUGAUGCUGGCGCUACUGCCUACACCGUUUGGGCGCAGAACAACGAGGUCACAUAUUGCCAAGGCGGAACCACCGGCACUGGAGAGGGCUACGUUCCAGUUGACAGCUGCGCCAUGCUGUCGUACUGUGUUGGUGCAGGCGCCACUGGCACCGACGCUUCGUGCAUGAGUCCUCAGUAA
This is a messenger RNA of Colletotrichum navitas, 348 nucleotides long. RefSeq lists its product as uncharacterized. The record is from RefSeq and is a predicted model, not a curated record. NCBI's taxonomy places the organism in Eukaryota, Fungi, Ascomycota, Sordariomycetes, Glomerellales, Glomerellaceae. Bases 1 to 348 code for a protein of 115 amino acids. The transcript has a single exon.